Molecule: messenger RNA, 249 nt
Organism: Lottia gigantea (owl limpet)
Lineage: Eukaryota; Metazoa; Mollusca; Gastropoda; Lottiidae
Exons: 2
Source: RefSeq, a predicted model, not a curated record
GUUUUAUUUCAUUGUUUUUCAUUUGAAUGCUUUUCAUUUUAUUUCACUGCCUUUAUUCAUUUCAUUCCACUGCCUUUAUUCAUUUCAUUUCAUUUUUUAUUCUGUUCAUUUAGCAUCCAAGUAUUCAUUUCAUUUCACUGCCUUUAUUCUUUUCAUUUAACAUCCAAGUAUUCAUUCACUUCAAUUGUUCUUAUAGUGCUUUUAAAUUGUUCUUACAGUGCACUUAAAUUGUUGUUACACUGCACUUAA